This is a messenger RNA of Alosa alosa (allis shad), 5800 nucleotides long. RefSeq names its product RAP1 GTPase activating protein a (gene rap1gapa). Gene Ontology annotation, cellular component: cytoplasm. Gene Ontology annotation, biological process: regulation of small GTPase mediated signal transduction; activation of GTPase activity. Lineage: Eukaryota; Metazoa; Chordata; Actinopteri; Clupeiformes; Clupeidae. The record is from RefSeq and is a predicted model, not a curated record. Bases 942 to 3293 code for a protein of 783 amino acids. Gene Ontology annotation, molecular function: GTPase activator activity. The transcript is spliced from 26 exons.
UCCGUCUGGCCAGAGCAGCUAGGGCUACUUGCUGCAACUCCGUACACUCACGAGCCGGGGGGCACCGGGAUGAGGACGAAGAAUCAGACACCCCGAAGGUCUACUGGUGUAGCUCAGACUGACAGACGAGAGAGAGAGAGAGAGCAGCAAGAUUGAUUUCCUUCCAGGAACGACAGGACUCGAAUCUGGGUUUCCUGCUGCAGGGGCCUGUCCUGUAUCGCUCUCCACGGCUACUGGAAUCACAGCAAGACGACAAGGAACCGUGCAGAACCCACUGCCUCCCCAGCUGCCCAACUGGGAACAGAAAUAAAUGAGGACAGGAGAAGCAGAACCGAGGAGAGGAGAGGACCGGAGGGCGUAGAGUGGAGCGGGGCAGGAUUGACUUGGCUUUGGCUUUCCUGCAUGAUUUAGCCACCAGCACCAGCUGAGUGCCAACCUCAUCCUCUCUGCCGCUGGCCUUUUGGUGCCGUUGGGGAUGGACGGUGCUCUGUGAUUAACGGCCACUGAGCGCUGGUUUUUAUAGGGCCUCUCCUCAAUAUUGCUUUGAGCCACUGCCACGCCGACCGUCCUGCCAAAUCACAGCCUUACGAGGCACAAAAGAAAUUUAUGCCUCUAGACGCCAGUCAAGUGUCUGGAAUCGAUUUCGCUGAUUUCACACCAGUUGUAUUUACUGUAGAAAUGCAAGAGGACUGUUAACUGUGACAGGUUGGAGAGGAGUAAAAGAAUGCGAUCACCUCUGAUUUUGACUCUAUUUAAUAUUGUGUCACAGUGGGGAAUAUGACAGUCUCACACUGAUAAACGGAACCAGAGACUUAGGCCGAGGCUCAGAUCAUAAGCCGAAUACUAGGCCUCUCUGUUGUGGCCUGCUAGCACUCUGAUCAGCUGAUCGACGGGAGGCUCUUGACCAUCAGACGAGUUUUAAAAUACCAAACACAGGCAGCAUGCCUUGCUCACCAUUCCGUAUCGGGAGGCCGAGGAGAUUUUGGAAACAGGAUGGAGGGGAUCCUCGGAUCUCUAACACGCUAGAGCCUUCACUCUUUCCCACGUCUCCACUGCCGUUCAACUCCGCUGCGUUCCUGAAGACCUCAGAUUUAUUUGAAAUGAUUGAGAGAAUGCAGGGCAACAGAAUGGAUGAACAGAGAUGUACCCUUCCGCCCCCGCUCAAAACAGAGGAAGACUACAUUCCUUAUCCCAGCGUCCAUGAGGUGCUCGGCAGAAAGAGCCCCUUCCCCCUGAUCCUGCUACCCCAGUUCGGCGGAUACUGGAUCGAGGGGACCAAUCAUGAGCUGAGGAGCGGCAGCGGUGGAGACCCUGAGCAGCUCCUGUCUCCCACGUCGCACGUCAAACUGGAGAGCAACACCACCGCCAAGAUCUACAGGAAGCAGUUCCUGGGCAAGGAGCACUUUAAUUACUACACGGUGGACAGCGCCCUCGGCCACCUGGUGUUCUCUGUGAAGUAUGACGUCAUCGGUGACCAGGAGCACCUUCGGCUCAUGCUCAGAACUAAAUUGAAAACGUACCAUGAUGUGAUCCCAAUAUCGUGCCUGACAGAGUUCCCCAAUGUGGUCCAGAUGGCCAAGCUUGUCUGUGAAGAAGUGAACGUGGAUCGUUUUUUCCCAGUGCUUUACCCAAAGGCUUCAAGGCUUAUAGUCACCUUUGAUGAACAUGUCAUCAGCAACAACUUCAAGUUUGGUGUCAUCUACCAGAAAUUCGGACAGACCUCAGAAGAAGAGCUCUUCGGAAACAAUGAGGAGAGCCCGGCCUUUGUGGAGUUCUUAGAAUUUAUCGGCCAGAAGAUCGAGCUGCAUGACUUCAAAGGUUUCCGUGGAGGGUUGGAUGUGACGCAUGGACAGACGGGGACUGAGUCGAUCUACACCAACUUUCACAACAAGGAGAUUAUGUUCCAUGUGUCCACCAAGCUCCCGUACACGGAAGGGGACACGCAGCAGCUGCAGCGGAAGAGACACAUCGGGAACGACAUCGUCGCCGUGAUGUUCCAGGACGAGAACACGCCCUUCGUGCCCGACAUGAUUGCCUCCAACUUCCUGCAUGCCUACGUCGUGGUGCAGGUGGAGAACCCCUGCUCAGACAACGUGCUAUACAAGGUGUCAGUAACAGCCAGGGACGACGUCCCGUUCUUCGGCCCCGCGUUGCCAGACCCGGCCGUCUUUAGGAAAGGACCGGAGUUUCUCGAGUUCCUGCUCACCAAGCUCAUCAACGCGGAGUAUGCGUGCUACAAGGCUGAGAAGUUUGCCAAGCUAGAGGAGCGCACAAGGACAGCCCUGCUGGAGACUCUGUAUGAGGAGCUGCACAUCAAUAGCCAGGCCAUGAUGGGGCUGGGCGGCGAGGAGGAGAAGCUGGAGAAUGGCAGCGGGGGAGGGGGCUUCUUCGAGUCCUUCAAGCGGGUGAUCCGCAGCAGAAGCCAGUCAAUGGACGCCAUGGGCCUCAGUAGCAAGAAGCCGCCCACAGUCUCCACUAGUCACAGCGGAAGCUUUAUCCACAGCCUACCAGAGACCCCCAAAGUCCCUGUGCUAUCAUUGCUUGUCCCAGGGAAAAGUCCCAGUAAAUAUGGACGUCGAGGCAGCGCCAUAGGCAUAGGAACGAUAGAAGAGUCUCUUAUCAUUCCGGGGAAAAGCCCGACCCGGAAGAAGUCGGGUCCCUUCAGCUCCCGAAGGAGCAGUGCCAUCGGUAUCGAGAACAUCCAGGAGGUGCAGGAGCGAAGGCUUACAGCGGUGUGGUCAGAGGACAGGACGGUGCUGUGUGUGGCUCUGCCCUCUGUCAGACUGAGGAUUAGGAGGCUAAGCAUCGACCAUUCAAACAGGGAGUGCUCUCCAAGUACACAGAAAACCCCUGACAGCGGCCAUGCCUCCCAGGACCCCAAGUCAGACAAUUCCUCCAGUCAGAGUUCACCUGAGGUGGUCACAGCCAAGAACAGUUCUGCCCUGUGCUGCAGGGCGCCAUCCAUCCCGGAGGCACAGGACCUGUCACGCUCCUCGUCUAAUGCCAGCAGCUUCGCCAGCGUAGUGGAGGAGACCGAGGCCGCCGAGGACUAUGACACGGGCAUGGAGAGCCUGUCAUCUGCUGGGACGCCACAUAAGAGGGACUCAUUCACAUACAGCACAUGGCUGGAGGACAGCGGGAGCAGUACCAACACGGCCAGCAGGGGGAACUCUCCUGCAUCCAAUAGGAAUCAGCCUCCUGAGGCUGGGAAGGGCCCCGAUGCCAAGACAGAUGUUCGCAUCAAACUGGAACGACCACACAACCACAAAUCGCCAUCGUCAUCGAACUGCUAGCCUCUCCCACCCGAUUGCUUCAUGGAUGUCCUUCCACAGCAUUCCCAUAAGAAACACCCCCUCAAGGAGACAAGGCGCGCUCGAGUCUUUGCCGUAACCAAUGACGACAACGAUAAUGAGGAAGAUGCCAGCCAGCUGACGGCAUGAGAAGCCUGGGUAGACGUGCGUGUCCCCAACCUUAACCCCCCCUCAGGGUUAUCAUGCGACCUUGACACCAUGUGACCCUGUUUCCCCAGCCCUCAGUCGUCCCACUGGCUGAGAUGGAGUGGAGAGAGAGAGACCUCAUGUGCACUGUGCUUCUCUGUUUUUCGUCCUUUCCUUCAGUGGCCUGUUCAUUCCAUAUCAUACCUUUCUUUGCCUAAAUCAAUUUUUUUCCAGGGAUUUUUUUUAAAUAUUUGUUUUUUGGGGAUUUUUUUGGAGGGGGGUGGCUCUGUUCUUCUGAAAUGCACUUCCUUCCAUCCGGUCAGUCUUUGGGAUUGAUUCUCUCACAGUGAAUAUGCUGAUUAUUUAUUGUCUGUUGUGAAUUUUAAAACAUUGCACAGGGUAUGGUGAAAGAGUGCCAUUGGAUUUGCCAGAUAAGUAUAGAAAUGAGGGGAAACAGAUUUUCUUACCUGAAAGACAUGAAGGAAAUAAUGAGGUUAAACUAAGUAGAGUUCUUUUGCCAGCAUUCUGCUUUCUUGAGUCAACUUUAACUCAAAUACAUAUCUGCGAUGAUUAUCAAUGAUGUGUGUUUAAAAUCAUGUGUGAAUACAAGAUCAUGGUUGUUUGCGAUUGACUGUAACUGGGUAUGUUUUUGUCAGUAAGAUCACUGUGGCCAUAUGUUGAUAAGCUAAAUUGAAGUGUAUAUAUCAGCAAAUCGUGCUUUUCAAAAUGUACAUUACACUACAUGCCAAAUCCUAAUAGUAUCGCGCUAAAAUAAAACUUCCUUUGUGUUUGUGUGUUACUGAAUUAUUCGUCAUUCAAAGUAAAGACAUGAUGUUGCCUUAAAUAUAUAUUUAAAAUGCAGUUCAUAGAUCCUUAAAACUACGUCAAGAACAGGCUGUAUAUCAAUCCACUUUCCCUCAGUUUACAGAGAGCUGGAGUCACUAUUCAACGUUUAAGAUGAAGUAUACAUGAGGUGUUUCGUUCUCUGCAAAAUAUCAGAAGUAUCGUAGUGAUGUCUCGCCAUGGCUUGUCACACUGAUGAGGUCCUUUUGUGAUGCUGAAAAUGAACCAAAGGUAUAUCUGGCUUUUCCUCCUUUUGUACAAAACAUGAAACUAUUUCACCAUUCCUCUCUUGUUACACACCACAAUACACGCCAGUGUUUUAACAUGAACAGAUCUCGUAGUGAUCCUUCACAUGGAGGCUUCCCUGUUUUAUGUGCCAUCCAUUAGACAGAUUAUGCUAGGAUUAUAUUAGAUUUGUGUUUUAAAUGUUUUUUUGUUGUUGUUUUUUUGUUUGUUCCCGAAGACCUGCUACUUUUAUAAUGUAUGCCUGUCUCCUACAGGUUUGUGAAGCUUCUAGAGAUGUUGUCAUGCAAAACGAGACGCUUCUAGUGUGUCACUAUGUGCAUGUAAGCCUUCGCCAUGGCAACCAAACCUUAAACGGCCCUUCUCCACAGUUGAUAGGCUGAUAUGAAAAAAGAAAUACCUAGUUGUCUUGCAUACCAGUGAUAAUGUCACAACUGCCAAAAUACUAAUCCUGAGCAACAUGUGCAAUGUUAUGUAUGCCCUUAGAGCUUAUUUAAUGAAUUACUAAUUUACUUAUUUCCAGUCAAUGAAAUGAUGGUCCCACCAUUUACUCAGCUGAGAAGUGAUGUUGAACUGCCUCGCCAUUCAAGUCAUGAUAGUCCCAGUAAAUCCAGAUUUAAAAAAAAAAACUCCUUUGAAUGUAGCAGAUUAAUGUAUUGGUUUGUGAUGGACAUUAUUGAUUGCCCUAAUGCUUUAAUAUUGGACUGCCUUUGUGCUUUGUAUGCUUUGGUUAUCGUUUGUCUCUUGUUUGGAUAAUGCCAGAAAAUUAAAUUUUGAGCAUAAUGUCUCUGUAUACCCAGUUGCUUUGCCUGUCAACACAAAAGGGUCGUGCAUGCAGGCAUGGGUGACGUAAACCAGAGGUUAACCUCUGUGAUUCUGAAGUCCUCAUCUAUUGUAAUGUCAUUCACAAAAAGGGAGAUGGUGAAGAAAAACAGCUUUUAAAACAGAGUAUCACUGUUGUUGUUAUUGUUAUUAUUUACUGAAUUGUCAUUUAAUAACUAUAAGAUUUAGUUAUCAAAUGUGUCUGUGCCCUUUCAUUGUGAUCAACUUGUCUGUAAUUUAUGGAUCAUUGCCCUGUGUCUUGGAUUAACAAAGCACAACAUUCAUGAUUGUAAAACAGGGUAUGGUCAGGAUAUCUAGAAAAUAUAUGAAGCUGCCCUGCAUUUACUGCUAUUUGUGAUUUUUUUUCCCCCUGUAAAAUGUUGAACUGUACAUAGUGCUUUUUGUAUAUAUUGCAGACAAUUAAAAUAAAGAAAAGCAAGCAUAUGAUGAAAUUA